Messenger RNA from Protopolystoma xenopodis, 399 nucleotides. Lineage: Eukaryota; Metazoa; Platyhelminthes; Monogenea; Polystomatidea; Polystomatidae. The record is from the annotation of a GenBank genome assembly.
AUGUCGUCUUCGCGCCACCCGCAUACAGUCCAACUGACGGCCAAGCCUAUCAUUGCCAUGGCUACUGGGGCUCUCUCUGCUGAGGCUGUUUAUCUCGCCCUCCGGGCCAUUUACCGACGCACACGUUCGGGCUACGAUCUGUACAAAGUGUCGAUGCGAAAACCGGUUCGCCGGGACUGCAGGCUCAGCCUAACUGGCUGGAUCAACUCGGUUGGGAGACUUGAUCCCUUCAUCUCGGCAAAAACAGAAAUUGUACAGCUACACAUAUCAAGCAUUGUCUCACAAAUCGUCUCGUUGACUCAACCCAUGCACAAUGAACCUAUUCCUGGUAUAUUCCGGUACAUUCUGGCCAAAAUGGCGAAUUUCCCUGACGGUUGUGAUCAUCCGUCUUUUUGGUGA